This is a messenger RNA of Gastrolobium bilobum, 1878 nucleotides long. RefSeq names its product probable LRR receptor-like serine/threonine-protein kinase At1g67720. The coding region runs from base 96 to 1628 and encodes 510 amino acids. Lineage: Eukaryota; Viridiplantae; Streptophyta; Magnoliopsida; Fabales; Fabaceae. Gene Ontology annotation, molecular function: protein binding. The transcript is spliced from 8 exons. The record is from RefSeq and is a predicted model, not a curated record.
UUCCCUACCACUCCAAAGACCCCUUCAAAUUAAACAUUAUAACCAAACACAACCACCUUAACCUUAACCGUGAGAUACUCACUCCCACCACCACCAUGUCCCUUCUCUCCCUUCUCCUCUUCUUACCCUUUAUCACCCUUUCUCUCUCUCAAACUCCCCCAAGAGGUUUACUUAUUGAUUGUGGAGCCCUUUCUGGGAUCCAAAUCGAGGGUCGCACAUGGCUUCCCGAUUGGGACUUUGUCUCUACGGGGACACCCAAAAACGUUACCUCACCUGUUCUGCUUCCAACUUUGCAAACCCUUCGCUCCUUCCCACUUCAAGCCAAGAAGCACUGUUACCGUGUUCCUGUGUAUCGCGGAGCAAAGUACAUGGUGCGGACUACCUAUUUCUACGGUGGGGUUAACGGCCCGGAGCACCCUUCGCCGCCGGUGUUUGACCAGAUCGUCGAUGGGACCUUGUGGGCCGUGGUGAACACCACAGGGGAUUAUGCCAAUGGCAAAGCUAGUUUCUAUGAAGGGGUUUUCUUAGCUCAGGGGAAGACCAUGAGCUUGUGUAUCGGGUCAAAUAAUUAUACUGAUUCUGACCCGUUUAUAUCUGCUUUGGAGUUCUUGAUUCUUGGGGGUUCUCUGUACAACACCACGGAUUUCAGCCAGUUUGGCCUCCGCCUGGUUGCAAGGCACAGUUUUGGAAACUCCGGACCACCCAUUCGAUAUCCUGAUGAUCAGUUUGACCGUAUCUGGGAGCCUUUUGGGCAGAGUAAUUCUACCAAAGCAAGCACUGGCAAUGUUUCUGUUUCUGGUUUUUGGAAUCUUCCACCCUUGAAAGUUUUUGAGACACAUAUAGGAUCGGAUCAAUUGGAAUCCUUGGAAUUGAGAUGGCCUACGGCAUCACUUCCAAGCUUGCUUUCCAAAUACUACGUUGCUCUAUACUUUGCUGACAAUGCUGUUGGAUCAAGAAUUUUUAACAUAAGUGUAAAUGGUGUAACUUAUUACCGCAAUUUGAAUGCCAUCCCAUCAGGUGUUGUUGUCUUUGCCAACCAGUGGCCUCUGUCUGGUCUUACAACAAUAACUUUGACCCCUGCCGCUAGUUCAUCCUUGGGCCCCUUAAUCAAUGCUGGUGAAGUCUUUGAGGUGCUGCCACUUGGAGGAAGAACUUUGACUCAAGAUGUUAUUGCUUUGGAAGGGGUAAAAGAGAGCCUCCGAAAUCCUCCACUUGAUUGGAAUGGCGAUCCUUGUGGGCCUCCACAGUACUCAUGGACUGGCAUCACAUGCUCCGAAGGUCCCCGUAUCCGUGUGCUGACUUUAAACUUGACGAGUAUGGAUCUUUCAGGAUCUUUAUCACCUUUUAUUGCCAAUAUGACAGCUCUGACUAACAUCUGGCUUGGGAAUAACAGUUUGUCAGGAAAGAUUCCAAACCUCAGUUCUCUAAAGAUGUUACGGACGCUGCACUUGGAAGACAAUCAAUUCAAUGGAGAGAUUCCCUCAUCCCUAGGGAACAUCAGCAGCUUGCAAGAAGUAUUUUUACAAAACAACAAUUUAACUGGUCAAAUUCCAGCAAACCUCAUUGGAAAACCAGGACUGGACCUCAGAACUUCUGGAAAUAAGUUAUUAUCACCUCCAGCACCUUGAGGAAUUUGCUUAGUGCCUUCCAUGGUAAAGAUUGAGACUUUCCUUUUAUCAAGAUAUUUUGAUUCUUUUUGUGCUUAGAUUAUUCUAAUUUGGGUGGAAGUUCUUCAUUGUCAACUCGUCAAUUGAAGAUCAAACUUCAUUUCAGCCUUCGCCUGCUGGAGGGCAUAUAGAUUUCAGAUUGGUUCAAGUUUGAUUCUCAGUUUCAUGAAAACUGGAAUAUCAUUUGAAAUUGUAUCUUACAUAUCCUUGU